AUGUCAUAUAAGCUAAGCAUCAAGGCAGUUGUAUUUUGCGUAAAAUUUACUGCUUAUCUCUUUUAUUACAACUCUUAAUAACUUGUUAGUCUUUAUGUGAAAGAUAUUGGAUGUGAUUCAAGAUUAUUGGAAAAUGAAACCUUAUAACAACAAGCCAUAAAUGGUUGUUUCUACGUCUAUAUGAAGACAUCUAAAAUUUCACAAUUGUCUGGUAAAUUCUUGAGAAGAAUAAGUAUUACUCAAUUUUCAAAAGAGAUUAAUAAACUCUAAAGUUUGAAGAGGUUAUUUCAGGAGAAGAAUGUUAUUUUGAAGUAGGGAUUUCGUUGCCAAAAGUUUAAGAUAUAUGAGUAAUAUAAAUAAAGUUAUUAUUUUUAUGUUGUUGAAGAGAGAUACAAAUAUGAUUAGAAUUGA
This is a messenger RNA of Paramecium tetraurelia, 411 nucleotides long. RefSeq lists its product as uncharacterized. The transcript is spliced from 3 exons. The record is from RefSeq and is a predicted model, not a curated record. Lineage: Eukaryota; Ciliophora; Oligohymenophorea; Peniculida; Parameciidae.